This is a messenger RNA of Osmia bicornis bicornis, 3639 nucleotides long. It is a transcript of the gene Mgat2, whose product is annotated as alpha-1,6-mannosyl-glycoprotein 2-beta-N-acetylglucosaminyltransferase. Gene Ontology annotation, cellular component: Golgi membrane; Golgi stack. The record is from RefSeq and is a predicted model, not a curated record. NCBI's taxonomy places the organism in Eukaryota, Metazoa, Arthropoda, Insecta, Hymenoptera, Megachilidae. Gene Ontology annotation, molecular function: alpha-1,6-mannosylglycoprotein 2-beta-N-acetylglucosaminyltransferase activity. The coding region runs from base 1563 to 3281 and encodes 572 amino acids. Gene Ontology annotation, biological process: protein N-linked glycosylation; oligosaccharide biosynthetic process. The transcript is spliced from 8 exons.
CGUUUAACAGUUAAUCAAGCGGUUGGGUUCCACGUAGCGACGCGGCGCGGCGCGGCUCGGCUCGGUGACCGCAAUUGUUUUCGGGAUUACUCCGUUUCCUGAUUUCCCUUUCCAAAGCGAUCUCGUGACCUCGCGACUUUGCCACUUCGCAACAGAGAAUCGCGGCCCCGGGUAGGAAACCGCGAGUCGACGCGAGUAGCAGAAUUUUCCGGUUUACCUUGAAAUCGACGCGUGACCGAGUCGGCUCGCAUUCAUUCGUUUGCAUUUGCGCGUCAAGCGAAUUAGCCGUCACACGAUACGUAACGCGCUAUGAGAACGUUCGUUAGCGACGCGCCGCGCCGGCCCGCAUCGUUUCGCGCUCUUAAACUCCGAAACGCUCGCGAUUCGCGAUCGCUCCUUCCCGAACGAAUCAGUGAGCAAAGAAACGCCGAGGUUGCAAAGUGCGCAAUCUUCGACUUCCUUCCGACGCCUUUUCGCCGACCGAGCGAAUUUCGAACAUAAACUUUGGCAUAGACAAAGACUCGGUCGAAAGAGAAGGCGAGGGGUGGAAGGGAAACGGGAUGGUUAAAGUGUUUUAGCGUUGCUCGAGCUACUUCUCUGUUCGAGUAGUCCUCUUCGGUACCCGGUGUGCUUCGCAAGCAGAGGAUAUCGCGGUUAGCUUGCUCACGGAUAUCCGCAUUGUUUCGCGUCAACCAGCCAAGUCAGCUGACCUACAUCGAACAGCGGCUAAGCAAAAUGGGAUAUCGAGCCACUCGAUGCUCAUCUGCGGACAAACCACUCGCGAUCCCUAGAGACCUUGCCGGCGGACGCCCAAACCGCGGCGGCGUCCUCCUACUCGACGACGCUCUUCCGUUAAAUCCCUUCUUCGAUUCGCGUUUCGCGCUUCGUCGCAGCCGAUAUCGCUGCCACCGUUUCCGUCCUUUCCCACUGUAAUUCAUUCGUUACAUAUUCCACGCGUUUUAAAGCCUCUCUGUUCUCCGCCUCCCUCGCCUUCUCGACGCUUGAUCAUCGCGCAACCAGCUGUACAGUGGGAUUUCGUUUCCGACAAGUCUUUUGCCUUCUAUUUCGUGUCUCGUGUCCCCGCGCUUCGCCGAUCAUCCAAGUGGCGGGACGUUCCCGAUACGAAAUCUUCCGUUGCAAAACGACUCGAGAAACGACGAGUCAUGGGUUAUCGUAACGUCAGUGCAUACGUUGAUUGAUCGAUCGAUUAAAGAUAACAGGUACAGUUUGUCACAGUAGCGUUUGUGCAUCGCUCCAAAUCGAAAGCUGGAACAAAAACUGAAGGAACGUACGGAAAAAGGUCAUUGAUAAAGAUUUCAUCGAAAUGAGGGACCACCCGUCACGCGUUUCCUUCGAUUCAAGAUAAGAGACGACCGUCUGCAAGCAGCUCGCUAAACGUGGCCGCGAACGAUGCGCUACCAACAGAUUUUCAAGCAGCAGCUUCUUCGAGCACGGCAUAUCGUACACAACAGCUUUCUGCCGGACAAACCGGUGAAAGAGAAACAAGGGAGGCUGGACAGGGCGUCCAUUCUGUUUCGGAACGGCCGCUUAAGAAUGCCAGCAUGAGAGGAUCGUCGUUUUUGGGAACGAUCAGAUCUGUGCGUGGAACUUUCCUGAGGACGCUAGUUUUCGUCUUCCUGGCAACGUUCCUUUGGCUUCAGCUUCACGUUAUCAGCCUGACCGGUCGUGAUUCCGCGGGCCAAGCCUCCUCCAACGAGACGUUGUUCGCUCUCGUGCCACAAGAACUGCACAGGUUUCUAAAAGAACGUCGAAACGGCUCGUCGACGUUGGCGAACGCGAGCGCGGAAACGCUGAGCGAGCUCGAGAUAGCGGAGAUUCGUCGGAACAUAGAGAAAGCGAACGGCGAGCAAAGGGUGUACAACGAGGAGUCGUUCGGUCCGUUGGCGAACGACGCUCCCGUGAUAGUGAUCCAGGUGCACACGAGACUCACCUACCUCAGACACCUGAUCGUCUCGUUGGCUCAAGCCAAGGGCAUCGAGCAGACCCUGCUCGUCUUCAGCCACGACGUCUGGCAUCCGGACAUCAACUAUCUCGUGCAGAGCGUCGACUUUUGCCGUGUCAUGCAAAUCUUUUAUCCUCACAGCAUACAAACUCAUCCUCGAAGCUUCCCCGGCGAGGAUCCGAACGAUUGUCCGCGAAACAUACGCAAAGAACAGGUGCAUGUGGCUGUUCCCGCAUCACCCUGUAGGGCCUUGAGUCUCGGCUGCAUCAAUGCCAAACACCCGGACCUCUACGGUCACUACAGAGAGGCCAAGUUCACGCAGACCAAGCAUCACUGGUGGUGGAAGGCGAACCGAGUGUUCGAUCAACUGACCGUCACUCGAAAUCACACCGGCAUGGUACUUUUCCUCGAGGAGGACCAUUACGUCGCCGAAGACUUUCUACACGUUUUGAGACUGAUGGAACGCACCUGUAAGCACAGCUGCGAGAGAUGCAACGUCCUAUCAUUGGGCACCUAUCUCAAGACUUACAAUUACUUUGCCGACUUUAGUCGAAAGUUCCUUGGCGUCAACAGCGCUCUGCAAAAGGAGUUCCUGCGUGGAUUAAAGAGGCGGGAAUCGUCGACGGGACAGCAGUCGACGAAAACCGAGGACAACGGCGGUAUCAAGGCAUUUCCUAGCAACGGCGUCCCCACCGGCGGCAGCAACACCGGCAACACGAGCGUCACCGGAAACGGCCCUCUUCUCUUAACCGUCGUCAAUCGGAACGCGCACACGGGACAAUCUGCUCCCGCAUGGGCUUUCCAGCUCCUACCCGAUCUCUACAAUCAUUAUCAAAAGGCCGAGGUGAUACCCUGGAUCUCGAGCAAACACAACAUGGGAAUGGCGUUUAAUCGAGUCACGUGGAACAAACUGAGAAAAUGCGCGUCCCAAUUUUGCUCGUACGACGAUUACAAUUGGGACUGGAGUCUUCAACACAUCGCGCAAACCUGUCUGCCCGCGAGCAAAGGGGCUGGGAUCGUGCCCCGCACCGAGUCCGGUUUGGUCACGAUGAUGAUGAGAGCGCCAAGGGUUUUUCAUAUCGGCGAAUGCGGAGUCCAUCACAAGAAGACCAACUGCGAAUCGACCGCCGUCAUAGCAAAGGUUCAGAACGUUCUAAAAGCCGCCCGAGAUCAUCUGUUUCCUACUCAACUGACGCUUACCGUGGCUGGUACCGCGAAAAAGACGAAGCUCCGAAAGGGCAACGGUGGAUGGGGCGACGUACGAGAUCAUCGGCUUUGUUGGAACAUCACCGUUUACCCGGAUCUCACGCUACCCUGAAACGGAGACUCGAUCGGAGUCGGGAGCGAUCGAUAGCGCUACUUAUUGCCCACCGCCUCUACUUAGCCUCGCCACACGUUUCAGUGGAACGGAGCACACUUGUCCUACUCUAGUCAUCGCAUCGGAUGCGUUGCAAGGAACAAUUUUACGUCGGCUUUCUUCGAGCCGAGGAUUGCUCGCGGCCCAACGUAUGUCACGCGAUCCGGAUUCGCGCGCGACCGAAAUAAACCUAUCCACCGAGCCAGUCUAUCGCGAAUUCUACGUAGCCUAAACGCUACCCGUUUUAUAUUUGUAACAGACAUCAACGAAAAUAAACGAAUCGACCGAUUUUCUUUUAUUCGUCGAUCUUUUAAACCUU